Molecule: messenger RNA, 1132 nt
Organism: Prosopis cineraria
Lineage: Eukaryota; Viridiplantae; Streptophyta; Magnoliopsida; Fabales; Fabaceae
Product: protein yippee-like At4g27745
Exons: 3
Coding region: 604-924 (106 amino acids)
Source: RefSeq, a predicted model, not a curated record
UACUCAGAGAAUCUUCUCUAUUAGUGUUUCUGAUGCCUCUAAUUUUUAUUUGGUUAAGUAAUCAAAGCAGAAUUUCUCGAUUCAUUCUUCAAUGAACUGAUGGCCACUUAUCCCGAUUUACAAUUAAUUUACCUAUUUUUUACUGUGAAUCACCUAUCAAAGUUUUUUUUUUUUUAAUUAUUGAUUUUGAACAGCUUAGAUCCCAUUAACUUGCAACUUGCAUUCGUCAACGGUGCCGCUCGCUCUCUCUUUCCUGACCUUUCUCAGUUUUUUUGCUGCAUGAUUCUAAUCCAAAUCGUUUCUUUAUAUUUUUAAUUUUUCUCGAAGUGGUUGUUAUUUUAUCCGAUCAUUUUUGUUUUACCAUACGGUAUAUGCAAAGUUGGUGUUGUUUACACUUGUAGCGGCCGUGUCUUUAUCUGACCCAUGCAUAUACCUUUUCUAUUUAAAAGUUAAAACUCUUAAUAUUUUAAAUGGGAAUAUGUACUCAACGCUGUGAUCAUCUAUAGCCUAGUCUUGCACGCUAACACCCAUUUCUCUUCGUAUCUUGCUGUUGCAGACUUCUGGGUCAUCGUUGAGCUUGUUGUGGGAAACUGUUGAGAGUUAAUGGCGGAACUGAUAGGCCCAAGGCUGUACAGCUGUUGUAAUUGUAGAAACCAAGUUUCACUCCAUGACGAUAUAAUUUCCAAGGCUUUUCAGGGAAGAAAUGGCAGAGCUUUUCUGUUCUCCCAUGCAAUGAAUAUUGUCGUGGGGCCAAAAGAAGACAGGCAUCUCUUGACUGGACUCCACACUGUUGCUGAUGUAUACUGUGGUGAUUGCCGUGAAGUUUUGGGUUGGAAGUAUGAAAGAGCUUAUGAAGCAUCACAGAAGUACAAGGAAGGGAAGUUCAUCCUUGAGAAGUCAAAAAUUGUGAAGGAGAACUGGUAGCACAGCAUUCCUUGAUGCAUCUUAAUCCAUUCAUCCCAGCCUUGAAGUAGAUUAUUUCAUGCUCCAUGAUGUUCGUCUUGUACAGGAAGUUCUCAGCCAUUCUAAAUUUGCCAUUGUUUCUCCAAUUUCUUUAUUUUCUGGUGUUGUGACUAGAAGUUGUAUGAUAUGAUGAAUUUGUUCCCUGUUAAUAAAAUUGUGUAUUUUUUAA